GCGCCGCGGCCCGAGCGGAGCGGAGCGCAGCGGGGCGGCGGUUGAGGAGGGGCGCGCUCAGAUUCCUCAUGAAGCAGCAACUAGAAAUAAUCCUUUAGGAAAGUGCUGUACUUUUCAACAUUUGGGUUUUAAUUGGCUGGAAGACAAGAUGCCUAUUUACACAGUUCCUGCCAGGAGCCCUGCUGGGCCACGAUGCACAGCCACUUUGCAGAAGCCUUCCUCACACAAUGCCCUGGCCAACAGUAAAGCAUCUGGGCAGCAGCUGAGGUCACAAGUGUUGGGAGAAAAGGAUGGUCUGCCUUCAUGUCCUCAGAGUAAGACUGAGGAAGUAAAUAGGACCUAUGUGAUUUCAGCUUGUGCAAAAGUGACUGAUGUGUCAACUUCUUUUAAACUGGAAGGCAGAUUAACACUCCAGAGGAGAACUGGAGCAAGCAAAAAAUCAGUGUCUGGUAGUGACACGGCACAGAGUACAGAAGAGCUCCAAACAGAGAAAAGACUUACUCUGCGGAGGCGUGUGAGGACUGGCUCUGCAGAGAGGAGUAAAAUUAAUCAGAAUAUUGUGCCUAGAAAAGAAAAUGAUGAUUUUGAUGCACAAGGAAAUGACAAGAUUGCACUUCCUCAGAAUAAUAAAGGUACAGAUGGUGUUAAACCAAACCUGAAGUUAACUGAGAGUCACUCAAGUACCAAGUUGCAGCACAAUCUGAACAGCAAGGAUGCCUUUGGUUUAGUUGGUGGUGUUUGUGAAAAUGCUAUCAACAUGUGUUUAAAAGAUAAGACAAGUGCUGCUGACAUAAAGGUUCAAACUGAAGUUCCUAAAUCAGAGCGGUUCAUUACCUCAAAAUGUGCUAAUAGGCUGUCAGGAGAACAACUGAAUGAAAAAGGCAAUAUAAAUAAACUAGCUGGAAAGGAAAAGGUACAGCACUUGGUGAUAAAACACAGCAGCUUGGAAAGACCAAGGACACCAGCAGAAGUUUCAACAGAAAGAUUUGCACUUACACCAAAGAACAGCACUUCUCAAGGCCAACCAUCUCUCAAGCUGGCCUCAAAUGAACGAACACCUCACCUACAAAUUUUAGCCAAGAAACUCCCCAGUGUCUCCAGCUCUCUUCUUGUGACCACAAGUUCAGAAACAAAAGUGAACACAGAAAGUUUAGCUGAGAGCAGCAGUGCUGGGGAAGAUGUUUUCAAAGUGAAAAACAGCAAAGUGAUUGUAGCUGUGCGGGUGCGGCCCUUCAGCAACAGAGAGAAAACUGAAAACUCAUUCCCUGUGGUCUCCAUGAGUGGUUCAGAGACAAUUGUGCAAAAUCCAUCCACAAACCAAGUUUACAGUUUCAGUUAUGACUUCUCCUUCUGGUCUUUUGACAAGAGUCAUCCUAAUUUUGCAAGCCAAGCAAUGAUUUAUAAAACUUUGGCACUGCCACUCCUUGAAAGAGCUUUUGAGGGAUACAACGCUUGUCUUUUUGCUUAUGGGCAGACUGGCUCUGGAAAAUCGUACACGAUGAUGGGGUUUGAUGAAGACCGAGGAAUAAUUCCAAGACUUUGUGAAGAUCUUUUCAAUCAAAUAGCACAAAUGGACAAGGAACAGGUUUUGUAUCAUCUUGAAAUGAGCUUCUUUGAAGUAUACAAUGAGAAAAUUCAUGAUUUGCUUGUCUUUAAAGCUGAAAAUGGACAGAAGAAACAACAACUUCGUGUAAGAGAACAUCCAGUGUUAGGACCAUAUGUGGAAGGCCUGACAGUGAAUGUUGUCCGUUCUUACUCUGAUAUUCAGAGUUGGCUUGAACUAGGAAAUAAGCAGAGAGCAACAGCUGCUACAGUAAUGAAUGACAAGAGCUCUAGAUCUCAUUCUGUCUUCACCCUUGUUAUGACACAGACCAAGGUAGAAUUUGUGAAUGAAGAGCAAUGUGAUCGUAGGCUCACCAGUCACAUAAAUCUAAUUGAUCUAGCUGGCAGUGAGUGCUGUACAAAGGCUCAGACCACUGGAGAAAGGCUUAAGGAAGGUGUGAGUAUCAAUAAAUCACUGUUGACCCUUGGAAGGGUCAUUUCUGCACUGUCUAAACAGUCUCAAAAUGGAAAGAAAACUUUCAUUCCUUACCGGGAAUCUGUCCUUACUUGGCUGCUAAAGGAAAGUCUUGGUGGCAAUUCCCAAACGACCAUGAUAGCCACAGUGAGCCCAGCUGCCAGCAGCACGGAGGAGACGCUCAGCACCCUUCGCUAUGCCAAGCAGGCUUGUUCAAUUAUCAACAUUGCUAAAGUAAAUGAAGAUAUGAAUGUCAAACUAAUCAGAGAAUUAAAAGCUGAAAUUGAAAAACUGAGGGCAGCUCAGAAAAGUGCUCUGAACACUGAUCGUGAAAAAUACAGGCGUUAUUUGCAGGAGAUAACAUCUCUGAGGGUAGAAUUGCACCAGCAGGAGAGAAACAUGGCAGAAAUGCAAAGGGCCUGGAAAGAAAAACUUGAACAAGCAGAAAAAAGGAAAUUGGAAGAUAUAAAAGAAUUGCAGAAAGCUGGAAUUGCAUUCAAAAUGGACAAUCAUUUACCAAACCUUGUCAAUCUCAAUGAAGAUCCUCAGCUUUCUGAGGUGCUGUUAUAUAUGAUCAAAGAAGGAGAAACUACAGUUGGAAGGUGUACACCAAAUUCAAAACAUGAUAUCCAGCUUUCUGGAGUGCUGAUUGCUGAUGACCAUUGUGUUAUUAAAAAUACUGUUGGCAAAGUAAGUAUUAUUCCACUUAGAGAAGCCAAGACAUACGUAAAUGGGAAAUGCAUUUUGGACCCAACAAUUCUGCAUCAUGGUGAUCGAGUGAUUCUUGGGGGAGACCAUUAUUUCAGGUUUAAUCAUCCAGCAGAGGUUCAGAAAGUUAAAACACCUUCUUGUGGCACUUCGUCUUUGCAUGAUGGUCCAAAAGAUUUUGAAUUUGCAAAGAAUGAGCUCCUUAUUGCACAGCAAACACAGCUUGAAUCAGAAAUUGAAGAGGCACGACUCAAAGCCAAGGAAGAAAUGAUGCAAAGUGUCCAAAUAGCAAAAGAGAUGGUUCAGCAAGAACUGACCUCACAAAAAGAAGCAUAUGAGAGUAAAAUAAAAUCCCUAGAAGCAGAGGUGAGAGAAGAAUCUCGUAAGAAGCAAAUCCAAGAACUGAAUAACCAAAAAGCCACAACCAAAAUACAGGAGCUGGAGAAGGCAAAGAAAAGCCUUGAGCUAGAACUCCACUUCAAUAAGAAGCGUUUAGAAAUGGAGACCUUAGCUACCAAGCAGGCUCUAGAAGACCAUACUAUUCGUCAUGCAAAGAUAGUGGAAGCUCUGGAAGCUGAGAAGCAGAAGAUUGCUGAGGAAAUACAUGCCCUUCAGAAGAAUCAUGGCAGUGGGAAUAAAUCAGUGAUGGUUCCACUGAACUGGAAGUCUCUGAAGCUGUCUGUGAUGAUUAAAGAGGCUAAUGCCAUUAGCACUGCACUAGGGAAAAACACUGUUUUCUGCAGGCAUGACAAAAUUGGUGAUAAAACAGGAACAGUGUCUUCUAUUCAGGUGCAGGUUCGUAACAUCAAACUGGGAAUAACAACUUUUUGGAGCCUGGAGAAAUUUGAAUGUAAACUAGCAGCAAUGAAAGAACUCUAUGAGAGUAAUGACAGAAAUAAAGCUGUUGUUGAUGUGUUUUAUGAUCCUGCUGAUGAGUGGGAACCUGACCUUUCAGAUAGUUCUAUUUCCUUGCUUUCCAGAAGAAGAAGUAGAAGCUUCAUGAAGAACAAGAGAAUUUCUGGAUGUUUGUCUGAGAUAAAAUUGCAAUCUGGUCAGAAUAAACAGACUUCCUAUAUAUCAGGUUCACUGAACAAGUCCAGCAUAUGCUCAAGCAUUUCUGAAUUGUUUCUUCCUGGAAUUUGCAAGGAAUCUAUAAGUUCAGCUUUAGAUUUGCUGGAACAGAAUCACGAAGGAGGGAAAAGCAUAGCAGAUAGGCUCCUAACUAAUUUGUUUAUAGUUUUUUCUGGAGCAUCUGCCAUUUCCAAAGCCUAUGAACAGCAAGAUGAAGAAUGUCAGGAAAACUUUUUCUCUCUUGAUCGUGCUGCUCAGUCCUACAGCAUCAGAAUUGUCUCUGCUUUUGACCAGAUUGUGGUUAUAAGUAAACUCUGGCUUAAUAAUGUCCAAAAGUGUCCCGGAUCUAGAAAAGUUGACGAUGAAAUGAAACAGGAAAUAAAGAACUUGGGAGGAUAUUUACAGUUGCUGUUGCAGGGGUGUUCUUCAGAUAUAUCCUCGAUGGUAACAGAAGCAUGGAGCAAAGUAAACCAAACAGUAAAACAAACAAUGAAAUACAUAGGACACUUGGCACUAGUCACAACAACUGGUGUUUCAUUUCCUGAAGAGGAGAACAUUCCUGCCUCUAGUUUACAGGAAUUUGUACUUGCCAUUUAUGAUGGAGUAUGCUCAGGACUGGAGUGUCUCAUUAAUGCUGUACAGGAGAAAGCAAGAAUAGUACAGAAGGAACUUGUGAAACAAUGUCCACAAAAUGAGAUUCAAAAUCGAAUAAAGGAUAAUGUGGUGGCAUUAGCCAGAUUCCUUGAAAAUAACAUGUCUUACUGCAGAAAGAAAGAAACAGAAUCUCAGCUGCCAGAAGAAGAGUCUCUAUAUAGAGAAAUAAGGAAGAGCACUAAGAUUGCUGUGAAGUAUUUGGAAUUGGAGCAGUGCCUGACUGAAGUCUGUCAAAUUGUCUCUUCCAUGUUACAAGGGUUAUACAGAAACACCAGCCCUCUCAGGAGCUUUGCAGAAAAUAUUUCUGUCAUUGCUGGAUAUUUUAACAACUAUUUCAGUUUAUUUGCCUUAUCUUCUGCCAACAACCCUAUCCAGAAAAUGCAUGUGCCUUUUAUGAACCUGGAUGAAUUGGACUCUCUGGUUGAUUCCCUCAUUAUGAAUUUUGAACUUGAACAAAGACAGCCAUCACUGCAAUCUCAAAUUAUUUGUAAUGAAACUGCUGAGACUCGAGGAGGACAGGUUGAAACAGGUCAGGUUGAAUUUGCUGGGAAACAGAAUGGGAUUCCAGAAUGCACACAGAAUCCAGAUCUUUCACCUGGUAGGAUAGAAUGGGUAUAAAAUGUUAUUAUCAAGAAAUUAAAGAGAACUCUUUCCUAUUGUAACAUAUCAAAAAAAGCUACAAUUUAUUGCUAAUAUUGUUAGGGAGUGAGUGGUGGGAAAGUAAAAUACCAUGUUUGUAUAACUACCCUAUAUUACACCAAAGGAAAAAAAACAUUCCUAGAGAGGCUGUCAAACUUCAAAAUAUAAUUCCUUUUGUUUUAAUAGAAGUCUAUUACUACCUAAGUUUAUAAAAAUAAUUUUAUUUUUUUUUUAAUUUUUGCUUCACCUCAGCUGCAUUAUAAUCUGGUAAUGCUACUGCAACUUGAAAGUGUUUUUUAUGCCUUUUUUUAAACAGAGCAAAAACUGUAUUUAUUUAUGUAGAGGAAAAAACACAAGCUAGUAAAAGUACUUUACAGCCUUAUUUGAUGAAUGUUUUUUAAAGUGGUUUUUAGUUCAUUGAAGAAUCUGCACUUAAAGUAUCAAUGAUGCUGUUCAAAGUAAUCUGAAGUAAAUUUUUGUUGGGUUUGUUGCUAAUCAGUUAUCCUUUGAGUGCUGAAAUCAUUUUAUGUACUAUUCAUAUUGGAGUAGAAGCAUAUCUGUUCCUAAAUAACAUAUAAAUGAUCCCAGGUUGUAGAGAGCUUCCCAAUCCACUGUUUCCUUGUGCUUGUUAUCAUUGUUUAACAAGCCAACAGUGUUGAGAAAUUCAGAAGGUAAAAGCUAAGGUUUUUCCUAUACAUAAAAGCAUUUGUUGUGGUUUCUGCCCAGCUGGAAGCACCACAAAGCCACUUCCUUGCUCCCCCAUCAGAGGGAGAGACUCAGAAGGGUAAAAGUGAGAAAAUUCCUGGCUUGAAAUAUAAACAGUUUAAUAGGGAAAGCAGAAGCCACACCCACAAGCAAAGCAAAACAAGGAAUUAAUUCACUGCUUCCCAUGGUCUUCCCCGUGGGCUGCACGGGAAUCUCUGGUCCCAUGCCUGGAGCAUCUCCCCAACUUCAGCAUGGAGUUGUGGGUCCUUCCCACAGACUGCAGUUCCUCAUGAUCUGCUCCAGUGUGGGUGCCUUCCACAGGGUGCAAUCCUUCAGUAGCAGCCUGCUCUAGUUUGGGUCCCCUCAGAGUUACAAGUCCUGCCAACAAACCUCCAACAAAAGGAGACCAUGUUCUAGCAUGAUCUCCUUUUUCCACUUGUCCACAGUUCCCUGCCAGGAGCCUAUGGCAUCAUUGGCUUGCCCUCCAUCAGGCCCACCUGUGCCAGUGUGGGCUCCUCCAUGAGCUGCAUGUGGAUCUCUGCUUCCACCUGGGCUCACCCACAGGUCCCAGUCUCUCUGACUUGUGUUCACACUGGGGUUCCAGCAUGUGCAGUACAGCAGCACAGAAACAGCAGUGAUGCCCCAACCAUGUGCCAGUCCCUGUGCAUCACCAUGGCUGUCCCCAAAAUGUCCCCAAGCACAGCAGAGUGAGGGGAUCAGCAGCACAACAGAGGGAAAGCAAAAAGCAGCCACAGAUGAGCACUGCACUGAUGUACUGUAAGGCAUCAAGCCCAGGGCAAGCACAGGAGCAGCCAAAGAGCAAUAACAGCUAUAAAUUCCAUCUAACACUUUCCAGUCAAAGCUGUUAUCUUGAACCUUCUGAGCCCCAUGUUGGGCAUCAGAAUGAACUGUUGUGGUUUAACCUGAGCUGGUAACUCAGCCCUACACAGCUGCAUGCCCACUGCCUCCCAGUGAGAUUGGGGAGAGAAUUGGAAGAGUAAAAGUGGGAAAAAUCAGGGGCUGAGAUAAAGACAGUUUAAUAGGAAAACCAAAGAAUUGUGCAUUCAGGCCAAACAAAACCAGAAAUCAUUUCACUACUUCCUUUGGCCAGGCAGGUGUUCAGCCAUCCCAAGGAAAGCAGGGCACCAUCACAUGUAAUGGUUACUUGGGAAGGCAAAUGCCAUCACUCCAAAUGUUCCCCCAUUCCUCCUUCUUCCCCUCUGUAUACUCAGCAUGAUGUCACAUGGUCUGGAAUAUCACAGCUCUGUCCUCCCCACUUCCCAAGCACUUCCAGCUCCUUCCUCAGCAUGGCAGUACAAGAAGCAGAAAAGGCCUUGGCUUUUGUAACUUCUGCUCAGCAAUUAAAAAAAAAAAUCUCUAUCAUCGUUGUGUUCAGCACAAAUCCAAACAAUUGUCCUAUACAAGCUACCUUGAAAGAAAUCAACCCUAUCUAAGCCAAAACCAGUGCAGCUUCCAAGGUGGAUAUUCAUGGCUCUAAUUUCUCCUUCUGAGGGAAGAUAUUCAACAUCUUGAGAAUUUCAGUCUUUAGGACAUGUCAGGCUCUUGGAACUCUUUGAUGUGAAAAGACUGCAGUAGAAUUAAUCAUCAUUUUCUUUUGCAAAUUUUAGUUAUAAUUGAUGCCGUUAUUCAGUGAUUUUGUGCUUUUCUGAAGCUGAGAAAAUGGGGAAGGAAAUUAUGCUGCUCCAGUAACUCACAUAUGUAUUUCCUAAAGACUAGUACACUGUAGUACUUUCCCAAAAAAUGUGUAGCAGUGCAGUCCUGCCACUAAAACCACACAGCACUAUUUUUGUGGCUAAUAAUUUCCCUCUCAUGUGAGGUGUGAUGCUUAAUUGCAUUCUUACUGUAAAGGCCUUUGCAAGUUUGCUCAAGGGUUAAGAAAGUAUAUUCAGUUGUUCAGAUUUUUAUGCUUUAAAAAUGAAGAGAAGCCUGAUGUAUUUCUACUUGUCUAAAUGUGUUAUUUUGUAUUUGCGUGAAGUUUUUAAAAUGUAUCUGGUUCUUCUGUAUUGUGUAUCUAAGCAUGGGAAAUGUAAAGAGUAAAACUACAUCAUGAUACAUACAUUGUAAAAAUCACUGAUUUUUGCAACUUCAAAUGUAAAUUUCUUGUUAAUUUUC
Haemorhous mexicanus (house finch) is the source of this 7927-nucleotide messenger RNA. RefSeq names its product kinesin family member 14 (gene KIF14). Gene Ontology annotation, molecular function: ATP binding; microtubule binding; microtubule motor activity. Lineage: Eukaryota; Metazoa; Chordata; Aves; Passeriformes; Fringillidae. Gene Ontology annotation, biological process: microtubule-based movement. The transcript is spliced from 30 exons. Bases 149 to 5068 code for a protein of 1639 amino acids. The record is from RefSeq and is a predicted model, not a curated record.